This is a messenger RNA of Aureobasidium musti, 1182 nucleotides long. Lineage: Eukaryota; Fungi; Ascomycota; Dothideomycetes; Dothideales; Saccotheciaceae. The record is from the annotation of a GenBank genome assembly.
AUGACUCCACCGAGCACUCCUCAGGCUCAACAGUCAGGUCCAUCUCGUAUUGUGACCGCAGUACAGACAGGACUAUCAUAUGACGUUGAAGCAUUGAGCCCAACAUCUCUGGCAAAUGCCAAAGAUGGGCUGUCCAAUGACAGAACGUCUAUGGUUCGUUGUUACGAGCAGAACAACAACUUUCACUUCGAGCUCCAAGAACGCAUCCGCGUCACCUUCCGUGACAGAGGAGCUCCAACUUGUUCGGCUUGCUCUGGCAAGGACAGCCGGGUUUGUCGACACAUUUGGUGGGUGGACGAUCAGAUCUUGAGCACUGCUGUCAAUACCGAAGUUCGAUCCCAGUUCAAGUACCAACUUUCGCCGAACGGGCAUGCUGUUUGCGAACCUGAGGAGGAGGAAGUUCUGACAUUUUACACUUGGCUGAAACAAAGGACCCUCGAAAAGCUUGCUCGCCAUGCAGGUUGGUGGAAGCAAGACCCUACCAAUCAGCAAGACACCAGACUAGUUGAGCAGACUGCCACGCAGAUCCUCUCGACCUUUGAGCCUUCAGGAGUGCUUUCCAGCCAGCAUGAGNCACUCUUUGCACGAUACAAGAACGAAAUGAUCAAGCAGGUCAAGUCACAGCCAUUCCUGCUUGUCGCUCUGGGUGCAGCUGUGCCUGAAGCAGAGCGAGACUUUCUGCAUCUGACCAAGAUCCACAGUCGCAUUGAGCACAUCUUCUUUGACUAUGGAUAUUGGAUGGCGAUGCGUACGCCAAGCGAUAGCAACCUUGAUGCAACUGCAGAAGCUCUUUGUGUCGAGAUUGGUCACUUGCACUCUUUUGUCCAAGCUCACCAUGAGAUGGCUCCAAAUUUGCAAGUCAGGAUUGCCGGGAUCCUCCUAUACACUCUGGAGCAGCUGGUUGAAUAUGCUGGAGAUAUCCAGACUACUGCAGUUGUGUCUAUCCCACAGUACUCUGGUCUGAGUCUUCAGGACAGGAGUUUGCUCCACAAGUUGAUCGAUCCUAUGACUCGGAGUAUUUUUGUGUUGCCAGUUCUCGAGCAGCUUGACGAUGAAGUUCUUUACAAGGAAAUCAUACAGGACAGAGUCAAGGCUCUCGCAGACAGACUGAGAGGGGGAAAUGAGCCCUGUCCGGAACGCUAUGUCCAGAAGCUUGAACAAACUGUUGGUCUCCGUGGGUGA